AUGACCGCCCCUAGGCGGUACGGCCCUCUGUUUCCGCUAGCUGCCCUUGGCAUCUGGUUGCUUAUUUGGGGCCAGCACGGGCAAGAGAGUGUCUCGUGCAUCAAGCCCUCCGUGGCACAGACGUGCCCGAAGGCAGCGAGCCUUCGCGAGGAAGAGGUUGCGCAGCGGCUUUUUCCAGGCAAGGGCAAGGGAGAUGCCCAGCAGGUUUCCAGAGUGGAAUUCGGACUUCCCCAAGGUGUUGUCUCGGCUCUGCAAUCUAUUCAGAACAGGUCUACGCAGGAUCUGUGGGGUCCUGCAGCGGUGCUGGAGUCUCAAGCCACAGCGGAACAGCGAUUCCAGCGCCGUUCCAACGCUGCCAAUCGUCUAUCCAAGCGCCUAUCCGGCAACAUGCGUGCGAAAGAGGAGCUGGCGACAGCGCUACAGCAGUGGUUUAUGCUUGUGAGCCAACGCCUGGUCGGGCUUAUUACCCAAGUCAGGGCGCUGGGCAGCAAGUUGGACGAGGACACCACUGUGGCGGCCGCCGAGAUGAGGGAUAUUUUGGCAGCACAGCCUUCGGAGCUCACUACGGCUCAGGUUGUCAAGGCGGAGGAGACCAUGGGCCCUAUUUGGUCCCCUUCGCAGGAACACGUGGUGAUGCAGUUGGCUGCAGGCCUCAAGGCUUUUGGAACAGUGCUUCCUGCACCCCUACCUACAGAGCCUGGACCGCACGCCCUCUUCGCCAUGGAGCCUCCGCAGCUACCCUCCGGCCCUGUCCUGGCGCAGGACGGUGCUUCCGAUGUCAGUUUUGGUCAAACUGGACUUCGCGACCUGCCUGGGAUGACCCCGACCUCCACUCCUCUUGCAAACAGAGGUGCAGUGGUGGAUGUCGAGCUACCCCAGGCAGCCCCAGUCCUUGGGCAGCCCGACUCCUUGAGCUUCGGGUCUAUCGCUCCGACCGUGGUCUCUGGGCGAUGGCGGAAGCGCAGUGCAGGCCAUUCCGACCGGCCCUCGAAGAGCCCCAGGCGAGAUCAUGUGGAACCACCUUGGACAAGAGAAGCGACGGGCCGUACGCCCGACUCUGUGCAACGUGCUCCGCAAGUGGCUGUGGUCGACGACGGCCCCGAGCUCAUCCCGGACCCUACGUCCAACAGUACGAGUCCUUGGACGGUGGCGUGGCUUGCUAUGCUCCAUUUCUGCACCGAGAACGGAGCGGACCUGAUCGGCGAACUGAGGCAAUGCUCACGUCAAGAUGCAGCCCUGCCACUCACUGUGGAUGCACAGGCCCAGGAGGUUGUAGCGCUUGCUGCCGAAGCUGUCUGGGAAGGCAUGUUGCGUGCGGUGGCCAAACCGGAGCUGGCCCAUCUCCAGUCCCUUCACCGAGAUCUGCGAGAGGUCAUGCAGCAGCUUUGGUUGUGUUCCAAUGCCCUUCCGUCUGCCAGGCAGGGACUUCUUGUGGCUGCUCACUUGACUGCGGGAAGGAUUGUGGACCCGUUCUCGUAUGCGCCCUCAACAGCACAGGAGUGGCUCUUCCCGGACCUACUUCUCGAGGCCGACGCCCCGAUCCGUGGCUUUAUUGCAAAAGAUGCGUCACAGGACUCAAGAGUGCAAGUGCUGCUCCGGAUGCCAUCACCCUUCCUCCGAGUGACCGACUCUGCGGUUCUUUUCGGCCUACGGUCCCAGAUUGUCCUGGCAACGCUCUUGGCAGCUUGGUUGCACCCUUUCUGCCUCCGCGUGGUGGGCUGCGGUUGGGGUAUGGACUUUUACCCCCACGCCCUCCUUGCCCUGUCUUGGGCUUCGCAUCACUGGAUGACGCUUCUGCUGCUCUACCUUUCAGUUGCCGAUGGCGUCACUCUCCACCUCGGCGCGGCGGUUGUCUCCUCCUGGGGGCUGAGAUCCUCCACUGCUGUGCAAUUACAUGCCCACGGCUUUCAUGAGGGCCUCCCUGUCCUCAGCACGGGGCCGGUUCUGCCCACUCCUACUGCUGAGGAAAUGUGUGAGGUUUACCCUGUCGGCCGCACGGGUAACUUGCUUCUCCCACGCACCGACCGCAGUCGUCGGCACCUUGCUGCCUUUGUGGGUACACCGCCUGGAGCCCCCAUUCUCGAACCUUGCCCUGUCCCUUUCCUGGUUGACGAAUGGUUGCAUGGGCCGCUCUUGCAUGCCCGGCUUGCUGCCACCUUGGGAUUCCCUGCUGGUGUCUUCUCUGUCUCAGCCAUCCGCGGGGUCCUUCCCGGCCUGCCAAGUGAGCAGCUUCUUCUCACUCCGGCUGCCUGUUCAUGGCGUCAAGUCUGGCUGCCCGUUGACCUCCGUCCGCUAGGAGGCCGCAUAUGCAUGCUUGUGUGCCCCCGUGACUCUACUUGCAGAGCCAUUGCGGUCCUUGCUCUCGCGGCUCAGACGAUGCAGACUGAAGUUGACCUUCUGCUUGCUAAGUGCCCCUGGGGUUGGUUGACGCUGAUGUCCCAACCCCUCCUUCUGCAGGACGUCGACACUCUGCAAUUUCAUAUUGGCCCAGCUGCUGAUGCGCUGCAAGGUGAGCCUCCCGACGGCACCCUCAGCCCACGAAGCUUUCCCGGGCUGACUACUGUUUGCGUUCCUCCUCCUGUUACUGCUCUUGCGGCUGUUACGGUUGCUUCUCGACGGGACCGCAGCAGCCUCCCCCACGAGUGGGUCGAACAGUGCGCCCGUGGCGGGUUCGGCCUCCUCCAUCGAGAGCUUGCGGUAUUACCAGAUCAGGUCCUCACCAGCAGUGUCCCGAUUGUUGUCAUGUUCUUCCCGCAUGUCUUUCGUCAAGACUCUUCCUCCUCUUCGGAGGACCAGGUAGGCGGCUGGGACACCCCGGGUACCUCUGACACCAUUUCUGCGCUGCAGCACACCCUGUUGCCCUCCCCUGCUAGGGCUUCCUCGUCUACUGCCAUGCCCGCUUGCACUGGAGUCACCCCGUCUGAGUUUCUCAACACCACUUCCCCCAGUGCCUUGGUGCCGGCCGCCGAGCCUGGCUCGGCUUCCUCAUCGGUCGUUAGCCAAUUCAGCGGCACUCGGGGUAUUCUUUUGGCUGCUUGUGUGUUGCACGGGCCGCACCAUGGCGUCGGGAGCCUCCUUGCUUGGGGUGCGUGCCUCGUCAUCUCCUGUGGGAUGCCUGGUCAUGCCGUUCAGAUGCACAGUGUUGCGGCACCAGCAGGUGCCCACACGCAUUUACAGGCCAGGUGGCUUCAGGUUGGCGACUUUGGUGAUGGACCGCUUUGGUCGGUUCUUCCCUCCGCCAGUGAGGUGUUUCUCAUUACUUGCCGCCUUUGGUGGCCCGGAUCUUCGGUCCGCCUUGAGUUUACCAACACUGAGAGUGCUCGCGAUGCUGCCGCCGAGCUUUACCGUCAGGCCAUCCGAAUAGGUCGCCCUCAGAUUGUUGCUGCUUCUGCAGGCCCUACUCUUGAGGCGGUUAACCUUGUGGCUCUCCCGUCCCGCCCUGAGACCCUAACUGUUCUUCUGGACCUAGGUAGAGAGGUUGUCUGUGUUGAGCUGCCCAAGGAAUACAGUGCUGAUCAUGUUCUUGAGGCUGCGCAGUUCGCGGCUGCUUCGGCUGACGUCCAGAUCCUUCGGGGCACGGCACAUCGGCUUCGCCAAGGCGACGUGGUACGAGUGCGUGUCAACACUGAGGCGCGCACCCUCGAUGUCUCAGCCUUUGUUAUUCCACACAAUGUUGGCACUGCAUCGCGCUGGCUUCAGGAAGGCCGAAUCGUGUCGCUGCUUCAUCCUGUGGCUGGAGUGUUAUCUUUCGAGGUCCCGCGUGCUUGCGACCUUGAUACUUCUGUGCUGGGUGCGUUGUUGCGCAGCGUUACCCCAGGCCAGCAUGUCUUCGUUGCGCUACCCGGAGCUGACCUUCUCCCUCAUGCCGCCUUCGUCGCUGCCUUCCCUGGCCAGGACUGUGUCACAUAUCGGGUGACUGAUGCGUCUGACCCCUCUGCUGUGGGUCUGCACUUGGCCUUUUCCGGCGUCUUUGAAUCUUUCCCGGCCUUUUUGGAAAGUCUUCUUCGCAGCAACCGCCCCGCCGCUGCUCUGCUUCGAAGGUUGCAGCCCUUCGGCCUCUCUGUUCUAACCUGGGAAUGCACUUCCUUUCCUGGUCGAGCUGACUGUCGCUACUGGCAUGUCCAUGUGCAGGCUGACUUUGCACGGGCCCGGGAGCACCUUUUGAGCCUCAGCUGGGAGCCGAGACUUGUUCGCACGCCUCCGCCCCUCCCUCCCCCUAGGGCUCGGGUUUUCCAUAGUAUAGGUUCCCAAACUAACGCCCCCUUCAUUUCUGCCAGCACGCCGGCUGCUGUACUCCAGGCACCCCCGUCUGUUUGCGGUGCCGGUGUCACACCUGACUCUGCGUCCGAACUCGUUGACCUCUGGUGCGAUGCAUGGCACGUCAAGUGCCUGGUUGCAUGUCUGCCCGGAUUCACCGUGUGGGCCCUUCGAGAGGGGAGCCGACUCUACGGUAUGUGCACCCCUGUCCCCUCCUGGGAAGCUGUUGCACAGGCCCUUUCCCUGUCCCUCUGGGAGCUACCACAAACGUUUCUGUCCAGCGACAGCCGUGUUUGGCCAUUUCCCCGUGACAUCACAGGCGUUGCGAUGCAGUGUGUCAGUGUUGGGUACGACUCUCCUGAAGGAGUCUCCCAACUAGUGCGUAAUUGCGAGGCCGAGACGCCUAGCCCGCCACCGCCCCCGGGCCCUUUGGCCUCUGCUGCUCUUGGCUUGCCUUGCUUGCGGCGGUACUCGCUUUUGUGUGCUCUCAGCCUCCUUCUCCCUGUGGUGUCAGUCCGCGUGAUGGUUGAGCCUGCUCCCUUGUUCUCUCGCCUCGCGGAAUCCGAGACACUGCAAACUCGUCGCGACUUUUCACGGCCCUGCACCAUGUCUUGGACUCACGAGCUUGCCCGGCAGACGCACGGGUUCGCCCUUUCAGCACCUCAACUUGGCGCGUAUGUUACUGGCGCUUCACCUCACCCAGAAGUGCAGAUGCACCUUUGGCUUCCCGGGCAAGGCCCCGUCCACUUGAGGGUUGGUGCACGCCACCUCCAUCAGCAUCUUAGUGCUUACCUUGGCGCCUUCUUGCCAGACUGCGAGUACGGAUUGCACGUCGCUUUCGAUUCCAGCCCCCAAGUGCUUGAUCUCAUCGUUUCCCCGCCUUCACCAUAUGGCUGGUGGAUACUGCGUGACUCAAUCGGUUGCGAGCUUCUCCGACCGGUGGUCCAGCACUACACUUCCCAUUGCUCAUUCUUCUUCUGCGCUGUGGAGCCGGAUGGGGCUGUCCAUAACGUUGAGCCCUCUGCCGAAGUCCGCCAUAUGUCUCCCUGCCCGCAAGGGGCUCGGGCACUUAUUACUAGUGUUCUUCCGGGAUUAGAGGGUAAACUGGUUGAUGGAGUUCUUAAGAUUGUCGCUGCCCGGGCUCGGCUCCCCUCGCUUCUCGGCAGUCUCGCGUUGCUCCUGCUUUGCCGCCACGUGGCCUCUAUGCAACCUCCCCAACUCCUUGCUCUGGCCCCAGUCGCUGAGGCUUCGCCGCCUCCUCCGACAACCAUUCGCAUCUGGACUCUCAACAUUAAUGCACCCGUUGACCUACCAUGGCGUCCUCAGGGUUACCCGACCCGUUGGUUGAGAGAGCUGAUGUGCCGUCUUCACCAUAUUGACGAUCCCGGUGAGUUCCGGCCCACACAUUCCACUACGGACAGCUCCGUCCAGCAUGUCCUUUUCGUGCCGGUCGUUCCUGCUACGCGACCCACGGUCCGGUUUUGGCUGCUCCACUGGGGGGACGCUGCCGCUGUUACUUUCGGGCAUUCGCCCUUUAGUUGGGAUGUCGUCUCUGCCCAUCUCAGAGCUCUCUUCCCGGGGGGCCAUUUACCAGAGCGGAGCCCCGCUCUCUCCUACGCCGGUCAGCUGUACCCGCCAGGAGUUGCCUUGCCUGAUUUUCCAUCCGGAGCUGUCAUUCAGAUUUUGAUUGGUGCUCUUGCAAGGAUCCCGGGCGAUGAUGACCCUUGGAACCCGGAUCCCCUGGUGGUUGAGGGACCUUACUUCCGGCAUGUUCCGAGUAGGGGUCCAGCGCUAGAACCUGCCAUCCUCCUCGAUGGCCACGGGAACCGACGUGCCGCCGGCGCAUCGCAUGUGCCUUUGAUUGACCAGGAAGUCCAAACGGACCUCUCAGGCAAUGGCACCGGCCUUGAUCAUGCUACGGUUUCCCGAGUUCACAUGCUGUCUCAGGAGCUUUCUUUUCACACUUCACGACUCUGGGCCGGACUUGCUGAACCGGAUGCAGAACCGGCUGGGGAAUCGCAACCUGUUCUGCGUCUCGCCUCGCAAAGUACUUGUGCUGCGGUCAGCCCCUCCACUGUUGAUCUGCUCGAUAUUGCGAGUGUGUCGAACUGCCGGCGACAGGAUAGGCUUUCGGUGGUUGUUCUUUCCUUAGUCUGCACUCGGGGUUUAUUUGGACCUUCGGCUUUCGGGCGCCUCCUUGUCCUCGCAACCUUAGGUGCAGGUUCGAUUAUCAGUGCGCCGCCUGCUAGUUCAGAUGACGAACAGUCCGAGGAUGCAGGCCCACCACCUGUCCAAGCCUUCAACAUGUCUGCCGCUGAGCCCACCCCGGUCUCUCGACCUGCCGGCCCACCACCACCAGAGCCUGUCAAUGCUCCUUUCCAGCCUCGUAUGUGGUUCCUCCGCGCCGCCCGGCCGCUGGAGGACUAUGCGCUAGGCCUCUGGCCGUCUUCAGUUGAAAGGGAGCCCGCCGCGGACGAGGACACUGUCCGCCGUGUUCAAGCCGAUUUGCUUGGUCUUCAACGAGGCCUGCGGACCUUUGCUGCCGCUAUUCCCCUUGGCACCCCCUUCUGCAUUCACAAUCCCUUCACCGCCCGACAGCAAUGCGAGCUUGUUGAGUAUUCUGCUGGCCCUGAGAUCAAUCCCUUUGUUUUAUUCAGGGGACACGCCCGCAGCCGGGGUUGGGCCGAUAUUGUGCUCCUGCAACCGCAGCCUGAUGCUACUGCUGUACACCUUAUCGGGUGUCCGCAAGCACCUGGGAACGCAGCUGUCGGCAUUGUGCUGGAAGGCCGCCUUGUGCCCUGCUGUCUCCCGGUCUGUGUUGGGACCGCGGCAUUACGUGCUCUGCAGCUUGACGGGAGUGAGUACGAUCUUCGCCCCCCUGAGGUUCAGGAAGGGUCCUCGGUCGUCCAGUUCCGCAAUGGCGACUGUCUGGCUGUGCGACCCCGCUCUCAGUCACGGUCUCCUCCUCCGCCGGAACAAGUCGCCGCCUUUGCUGCCCUGACCAGCGAAGCUGAACUUGCUGCCGGCAGUCCCGACAUCCCCUUCUCCUCACAAGGUCGCCCCGUUUUGUCUUGGGGCUGUUUCUCACUGAUCUUCUGCCGGUUUACCCCAUCAAUGUGCCUUUCUCUCGGACUCCUUGCUGGCGCUGCUCUAGCACAAGGCAUGCAUAGACCAGGUGGAUUUCCUUGGGGUACCGAUCCAAUCAACCGUGACUUUUCCGCCAUUACGGCAGAGGACCCGGUCUAUGUUGUUCUGCAUAGUCCCUUCUUGGGGGUGUUUCCCCCAUACACAGCCUCCCAUGACACUCGCCACGGUCAAGUCUGGGCUCAGUUCCUCAACGACGACCCGGGAUGGGCAUCUGAUUUCUUUCCCGUGUGGCCGGGCCCCGCCUUCAACGAGUUGUCCAUGGUCCCGGUGGGACAAGAUGCGGCCCUUGUGACCAUUAUGCUGAUGUGGCGGGGCCACCAUAGGGCCACGCUUACUCCGCGGACCAUGACAGUGGCGUGGUUGACAGCCUUUAUCUCGCGUCACAUCAAUAGCCCCGUUGAUGGCAUUUCCCUGCCGCACGGGCUCGCGAUCUGCGAGCUCUUUGAUGUUCCGCCCGCGGCUUUCCGUUUUCGCAACGGCGAUGUCGUGUACAUCCAUGACCCUCCGGAGGACCCUUCUGAGCCGCUCGAGUUUGUCGAUCCUUGGCACCUGCAGGAUGGCCUUGCAGCUCACCACGCUCCCUGGGCUACGGGCUUUCAACUUAUGUUCGGCAUUUCUGUGCACCUGCUUCGCCCCAAUCGCCCACCCCUGUUGGCCUCUGUCUCAGCUGGAGAAGCCUGGUGCCCAGAAUCCUUUACGUUCACCGGCACUUUCCGUAACCACUUUCCGGGCAUGUGGACACCCGUUCAGUGGUCCGGUGCCCGGGCAUUGCAAUUGAUCGAGGUCCAUGGUGUUGCGGCUCAGGUUAACGUGGUUGCUGCCUCUCCCGAAGGCCGCCUCUGCCGUACCGUUGAUCGGAUCGCCUCGCGCGAUAGCCUUGCCGAUCAACUGCACUUCCUCCCUGGAUCCCUGCAAGUGGGGGGAGUUCCCUCCUACGCUCUCAAUCAGGCCUGUGAGCUUCGGAAUGGGGAUGUCGUGUUCGGCGACUUUGCCCGAGGGGCCUGCAGCGGCCGUCCACUUCUGUGGGGUUUGGCCCUGGGCCUCGUCCCAGCUUUCUCCUCCUGUCGUACGGGCACCUUUCUUUCGAUUCUGCUGGGUUCCCUUGGGGCUCAUUCCGGCUUUUUCUCCCGUCUUCUUAUGCUGACCUGGUGCCUACAUGGCGCGCAAGCUAUGGUUCCGGAAACUUCGGUGUUGAGCCAGACCACAUCCUCGGUUAUUCCACCAGCUGCCCCACCCAGGGUCUCGGUCACUGUUGCCAACCCUUUUGCGCCAUGGCAUCGUGUUGAGGCCGACCCACGUCACCUUUUCGAUGAUGUUAUGGCAGACGCCCACCGCACUUUGACAUCAUGGCACCGGGGAUUUGCUGCCACUGGCCUGGUUUUAGAAGGGCCAAAUGGGACGCAGCGGCAGCUACAGUGCUACAUCAUGAGGUUGAGCUUGGCCACCACCGCUGGGCCCCCUGCCAUGGACAUCUCGGCGUUGCUCAGACCAGGGACGGAGACUGGUGGGUUCUUUCUGCUGCAUUCGGUCUCCUGGGGAGGCGCCCUCUCCUCCCUGCCCAACUCGCUCUUGUCUUCUUCGGGCUUCUUGAACCUGUGUGGGGAGCGUCCUCCAGUGCCUCUGGCCGCUGCCCCAGCGCGGUUCUUUCCCCCUGCCAUCGAUUUCAAUGAUGGGGAGCCCUAUGUUCCGCUAGGUGGCUGGCAGCCCGAUAGCCCUGAUGGCCCACUCGCACGUUACUUCCCUGGUCCCCGACCACUCACGGCUCGUGUUUUGUGCCCCCUGAGGGGCUGGAGCGAGACCAGCUUCCUUGACACGACAAGAUCAUGGCGGUCUAUCGAGCAGGAAGGUACGCGCCACUGCGGGCUUUGGGCCCAUCGCUUCUUCCCUGUCCGGGCGGUGCUCCCAAUUUCGCAGAUCACAGUCGCUCCGGUUGCCCCCUACGGUCUUGCUACUGUGGCCCUGCACAUUGAAGGUUGUUCGGCCGUGGCUUUUGCCUCGGUGGACUCGUCUCUCGAUGACAUUCACCGGCUUGCUGUUCGCGUCUUUCCUCACACCCGGUUUUGGCGCGUCAUAGCACCACCUGUGCUGCGCACUACCAUCCCGAAUGCGCAUAUCCGGCUCCGCAACGGCGAUGCUUUUAGCCUCCUUCCCGAGCCUUCCGAUCCGGGUGCUACCCGUUAUCCCUUGCUGCAGUAUGCCUCUCUGGACCGGGCACGGCAAGUUGCCAGCUGGUCGCUCCCUUUUCGCUUUGACUCGGGCGGCUACGUUUGCCUGUGGUACACGGGCCGUCGAUCUGGCCACAGUAUCCGGAUCAGGGAUACCGGCUAUUGGGAUCCCGAGGGCCCCACCUUCUGGAGUCUUAAUGGCAGAGCGCUGUCAGGGUCGUGGGUCCCUGUCCUCUCUGGGGAUCUCUCCAGUCUGCACCUGGUACACAGCACCUCCACUGGUGAGGCCCAUGUCCUUCUCUUACUGCCCCCCGAUCUUGAGCCUCAGGGGUUGUUGCUCGCUGGUUGCAAUGCCUACCGUGCACCACCCGGGUGGCGCCUUCUACCUGCUCUGCAGUACGUUCGGGCAGACAGUCCUCUCCGAGAUGGAGAUGUCCUCGUGCUGGACCCGACUGCUGAUACGGUUUGGGACCCUACCGGACCGCCCCCGCAAAGCCUUGCGGGUCCGGCCCCGGGCCCAGUUGCGCGCCCAUGCUGGGGGCCCUCGUCUUCUGCUGCCGCCGCCAUCUCUGGUCGCUGGGCUUGGCUUGCGGUCCUUUCGGCCAGAUGGCCCCGGCUUCUCGCCCUGGCUUGCUUGGUUUGUGCCGGUCAGGGUAUGGCUCCCGCACUGGACUUGCCGGAACAGCCAAUUCGUGUGGGUUUCUUCCCGUGGCGGGCCGCAGCCGCUGCGGCUGAUCUGGUUGAUCUCACCAACCGCACAGAGAUUGACAUUGUCCUUCUUAGUCCCUUCACAGGUCCCCAGGAGGCUGGGCGACUGCCCACUGCCUCGACUACCGGAGAGCUCAAUGCUCUCACACGCUCCUGCGACCCAGCUUGGGGUGCUGAAGUUGCACCUGUGUGGCCGACAGCUGCCAUACCGGCCCUACUGGUUGUUCCCCGUCCCCUGACGCCAGACCUUGUCUGUUUAGCGGUCUCCUCCUUGGAUCGGCACUUCUCUAUCCUUGUGCCCUGCACUACCUCUGUGUCCUGGCUGGGCGCGGCUCUCCGCUUCCUACAGCCGAUGCAAACUCUCUCGGUUCGUGCACCCAGUGCUCUCACAGCCGAUGCCACAUCUGACCAAGGCGUGCGCUGGCGAUCUGGAGACCUGGUUGUUGCAUUGCCUCCUGCAGCUUUUGCGCCCGAAUACCAGCCCCCGUGCUUUCAUUCCGACGCUCAAGUGCGGCAUUGCGCCAUUUGGGCUGUUGAUUUCUCGGUCUCCACCCGUGUCAACUUCAUACUCUGGAGGCCUGCUGUUCGAGCCAUCCGGGGACACGCACCGGCAGGCAGCCGCUGGCGUGCUCUUGAUUAUACUUUUGAUGGUGACUUUAGCCUCCACUACCCUGGGCGUUGGGUUCCGGUUCCCUGGAUCGCCCAGGAUCACGCCCACUUGGUUUUGCUGCCGGAGGACCCUUCGAGGGUCAAUGUCAUUGUGGAAGCAGACGGCCAUUGCUGGUGUGCCCUUGUCACAGCCGUUACCGAUGCCUGGCAACUCUGGACUGAGCUCCCAUCUAUCUCUUCUCAGCCCCGCGUCCUUGGUGUCCCACACCAGGAACUGCGCCAAGGGACGACCCUUCGCAGCGGCGAUGUUGUUUCCGGCUGUCCAGGACUCUCCCCCUCCUGUUGGCUCCCCUGCUCUUUGGGGCUUGCAGCUUGGUGGGCACUCGGCUCUGCCUCUUCGGCCCCUGGCUAUCUUCUCAUGUUUGCUGGGCUGCUCGCUCUCCCCCCGGUGUCGGGGGCACGUCUUCCCCACGAGGGCGGCAGUCGACAAUGGUCUUUGGCAACGUCAAACUGUGACGGGCAGCCUGGACUCCUCUUUGCUUGGUCCCCGGGAGACCCGGUCCCGCUUACUGUCCCCACUACCAGUGAUGAACAGUGGGAUCCUGAACAUUGCACCUUCCGCCCUUCACUGGUCCGGUUCAGUGUCGGCCGCUGGAUUCCAGCAGCCCGGGUUGACGACCUUGGGCUCCAUCUUGUCCCUGAAAGCCCUAAUCUUCAUUGGGCCCAUGUCUUGUCUGCUCGACCCCCCCUCAGCGUUCGAGUGGUGCCUCGCCAUGGCGCAGAUGGACUCCUGCGGGAUGGUGACAGCGGCUCCCCCCUGGGCAGCGCUCCCUCCCGCACCUUGCUCCCGUUGCUUGCCAGUCUGGCCGUUCGCGGGCGUCUGGGUCGGCACUGGUUUUCUCUUCUCAGUGCUUGGGUUCUUCUGGCUGGGCUGCCCGAGUUGUUUCCGGGUACGGCGGCCCUUGGAUUCCCGCCGGUCUCCACUCAUGCCCUUGCGCGGACUCCAGGUCCUUCGCCCAUUGGAGUGGAUUUCGGGUUGCUCUCCCGCACCAGCUGCUAUUUUCGUGCAUGGGGGGCGCCAGAUUGGCACAGCCCGGAUGGACUCUCCUGGGCGGCAGAUAUUCACCAAGAGUGUGCCGCUCAGGCUUCCUUGCACCAGUUGUGGUGGACGCACGACCUCUUCCAGAAUCUCCCGGCAUCCGCUCCAGCGCCUUAUCGCCAGGCCUUCUCUAGUUUCCCAGUAUGGUCUGGCGGGGUACCCGAUCAGGUUCUCAUCGCCACUGAUGGGAGUGGCGAGCGGGGAGGAGCAUGGGCCUUCUGCGUAUGGGUUUGGUGGCGUCACAAGUGGCACCGGGUCGGGUGGUUCGGCGCCGCGGGGGCCGAUACCCCUUGGUUAUCUGGAACUGCGGCCCCCGGGAGUGGUGUCUCCUUUCACGCUGAGCUUUGGGCCUUGCAGGCUGCGGGCCUCUGGCUCCUCGCUUGGGUUGACCGCCUCUCCCUUCUGACGUCAGCAGCGCCUGCCAAGGUCACCAUUGCGGUUGACAAUGCCUCUGCGCUCCAGAUUGCGGCCGGGCAAGCGCAGGCCAGUGAGCCAGUCACCACCCUUACUCGUUAUAUCUGGCAGGCUGUCCAGUCCCGUAUGUCCACUCGCUUUCAGCACAUACGAUCGCCGACUUUCUCGCUGGCUGGGCUGGAAGCGGCGCCUUGGCUCUGGCUCAUUCCACAUGCCAAGGUGGUCCAAGGCAGACCCUGGAUCCGUCUCACCGCGCAGUCACUUACCCAUGCACCAGCAGGUCGAGGGCCCGCUGUCCAGUGCCCUUCCGCCGAGGUGCCCUGUGCGGCUCCGUCGCUAGAGCCCCAGCGACCGUUGCCGCUAGCACCCUCGCUAUCCCUCCGCAUUGUUACGGCUAACGUUCAAACCAUGCGGGACUCUUGUGCCUCCUUCUUCAAUCCGUCGGGUCAUGGCCAGCGGCGUCAAUACUUGUACUCUCAAGUCGCCCAGUUGGGCCUCGAUGUGGUCUGCCUUCAGGAGACGCGCAGCAAAGGGGGCCGAUGGGAUACAGCCGGCCUUCUCACCUGGCGCUCCGGUGCCCAAAAAGGUAGCUACGGUUGCGAAAUUUGGGUUAGGCCCCAGAUAGUUAACCCCCCCCUCCGCCUGGAUGACUGGCGGAUUGCCUGUGCUGACCCCAGACUUUUAGUCAUAGUCUGUAAACGGGCGGACCUCCCUUUGGCCGUUGUAGCGGCGCAUGCUCCACACGCCGACAGACCAGUGCCCGAAAUCCACCACUUUUGGUCCUCACUGCAAUCUCAGCUGUGCCAGCUCCCACGGGCCCUCACUUUAGUCCUGGGUCUCGAUGCUAACGCUGAUCUCCUUUGGGCCGAUGACGACCAUGCCUAUAUCGGGGAUGCUCUCGGUAAUGGUGAAGAAGGCGCGGGCGAGCAAGGCCUCUUUGAUACCAUCCAGCGUUUUGGCCUCCUUGCCCCCGCCUCCUUCUCGGACCUUCAGGACGGCCCGGGCUGGUCCUGGGAGCAUACUGGCGGCACCCGCAAGCGUCUAGACCAUAUCUUGCUUCAGGCUGGCCCCUGGUCCUGCCGUCGCACCCGACAGCUUCCUGAGCUGGACAUUCUCAAUGGUCGUCGGGAUCAUAUGCCGCUUCUGGUCGAGUGCGACCUUCGGGGCCAGGCCACCCGGCCCAAAGCGCCGGCCCCACCCCGCGCAACUGUGCACCAGGCACGGGCCAUUGCUGCCGAUCUCUGGGGAGCUCUGCCGUCCACCUUCCGGCACAUUGACAGCGUGGGAGCUGAAGUGCAGGCUCUUAAGACCAAGCACUCCUGCUUGCUCCGGGCCCUUCCUCGCCCUCCACGCCGCCCCAUCCGACAGCCCUACAUCACAGCGGCCUCUGUUGCCGCACUCGAUCGAGUUCGGCAGGCGCGAGAACAGCUCCCCCGGCUGCGGACCAAUCUGGAGUGGCAGCAGCGUCGCUUCCUCUUGCAAGUCUGGCGUCUGGGUUGCACACAUCGGCACCCCGAUGCUGCACCCCUGCGCCCUGAUCCGACGGGCCUGCAGCAUGCCCGCCUCCUUCUCCAGGCUUGUAAUCUUCAUGUUCGGGGGCUUCAGCAGAAGGCCCACUAUCUUGCUAGGUCCGACAAGCUGGCUCAUUUCCGCACACUUACUCUGGAGGCGACCAAACACUGGGAAGCUACUGGAGUCCCUCUGGAAUCCAUCCGGCAUCUGCGUUGGGCCUCCCGCAAGGCACACGAGCGCCGGUCUGUCCACGCAGCCGGUGGUUUCGAUAUUGAUAGUGAGUUGGAGGCCCAGUUCCGUGAUCAGGAGGGGGCCAGUUUGGUCAGCCCAGUGCAGCUCUCCAGCGCCGCUGAGCGAUGGAUGAAUGAACCGCGCCUCCCGUGCGCCGAGGCGGUUCCCACCCUCUUGCAGAUGGAACAAAUGUGUGUCCGACAGGCGGCCGCCAAGGCCCCAGGACCAGACGGACUGCGGAACGAGCUCUGGCGCGCGCAGGGAGCCUCAGCAGGGCAGUGGCUCUGGCCCCUGUGCGUGCGCAUCGCUCUCCAAGGAAGGGAGCCUUUUGCCUUUAAGGCUGCCAUUGUAUGCGCCCUUUACAAGAAGGGCCCUUGUGUCCACACAGGAUUUGCGUUGGCCGCCUUCCGUUGUGCCUGGGACCUUUCCAUCUCUGCCGGCCGAUGUGUUGCCGUGGUCUUCGUCGAUAUCCAGGCCGCGUACUAUGAGGCCAGCCGGGAUCUCCUCUUUGAGGGCUUUCCUGAUGACGUUGCCCUGCCAGAGCAUCACCACCUUGCUGGGCUGGUUCUCAGCCUUCAACAACAAGGGGCCCUAGCUGCCUUGGGGGUUGCAGAGGAUGUUGUUGCGCUCCUCCGUGACUGCGUCGCCCUCUCCCACUGGUCACUCUCUGGUUCUUCCAACAUUUUUCUUGCGUCACGGGGGUCUCGUCCAGGUGACGGCCUAGCUGAUAUCCUUUUUGGGGCCCUCUUCGCUGUCGGUCUUCAGCAUAUCCAGCGCGUUGCCACCCGCCAGGGCAUUGUUCACAACAGCGCCGGCGCUGAAGUCGGCCUCUCCCCAGGGGUCAAGCCCAUCGGCUGGGCUGACGACCUGGCGGUUAUGGCCGAUUUUGACCGACCAGCUGAUCUUCUUGUUCAACUGCCCGUGCUGGUUGGCAUUAUUCUUGACACUCUCCGACUCCUCCGAUUUCGUGUUAAUUUGGGUGCGGGUAAAACUGAGGCCCUUGUUGACAUCCGGGGGGAGGGCGCUCGGGCGGCCCGCGGAGUUCUCCUUACUGGCGAUGCCAUGUUAAAGAUCUCUGAUUCUGACAGCAUCAGGUUGUGUCCCGAGUAUAAGUAUCUGGGUGUGGCUCAGCUGCCUCGGGAUACGGGCCGCCGCGAUUGUGAGCUUGCCGCCCAACGAGGCGCCGCUGCGGCCUCCCUUGCCCGCACCCUCCUUUGCAGCAAUUGCUUGCCCUGGGAACUUAAACGGGCUUGGGUCGCGGGACGAGUCCUGCCCUCCGCGUAUUCCUCCCUUGCUAUGUCUCUGGCCGACUCCGGCCGUGCCACGGCCCCUCUCGCUGGCCUCUUCGAUCGCACGGCCAGGAUCCUGCUGUCCUCGUGGCAGGUCGGGCACAAGCUCACCACCCCACUGCUUCGGCUCCUCGCUGACAUUACUCCUCCUGACCUGGCUACUACCAUCAGUCAGUGUCGCCUUUGCGUCCAGCUCUUCUGCAAAGCACCCACGGCGGUGCGUGAAAUCGUCGACGCGGCGUGGAACAGGGCCCUCCCUUGGUGCCAGGCCCUCGUUGCAGCAUGUAUGAGGGUUGGCGUUGCGCUUGAAGUUUGGGACCCUAACUCCCCUCCCGCCGUCACGGUUCUGUUUGUUCAUACCCACAGCCGUGCCCUCCUUCGCGCCUGCAAGGCACUCAGCAAGUUUGGACAUAGGUACUUUGCCUGUGCUCAGCUGUGGGAUGACCUCUCUACCCGUAAGGCCACCCAAAUUCUAGGACCCCCCCAGGCCCAUCGAUGCCCGGUGUGCAGCAUCAUCUUCCCGAGCCUGCACGCGGUCAGAGCCCACAUGCAUCGCAAACAUGGCGUGCUGUCCGAUGUGACUGCCUACAUGGCCGGCUCUGUUUGCCUCUGGUGUAUGCACGAUUUCCACUCUUCGGAUCGGCUGAAAUACCAUCUGCAAUCCCACCGGGCCUGCUUGCAUGGACUUCGGCGUCGGGCCGCUGAUCUGGGCCUGCCUGCUGAUGAGGAGGAGCUGCAACAGGAGUGGGAUACAGUGCAGCGCUCACCGGCCCUCUCCGACCUCGUCCCCGGCAACCUGCAACGGGCCGUCACAGGGUCCUCCAUCGCUGCUCCAACCCCUGCCGGACUUGGAUCUCUCCAAGCUACGGCUCCAGUUUCGGAGCCCUCCCUGUCUCGCCUCGCCUCAUCUUUGUCAUUUGUGGGUUCCUCGCCCUCUUGGUUCUCCUUUGUCGAUGGGGCCGCCUCAGGCAAGGAUUGGGCUCUGCCUACACCCUGGUGGCCCGGGCUUCUCGCCAUGGGUGGGGUCUUUCGGCUUCCCCCAUCGUGGCAUUGCUUCUGGCCCCUGUGGUCAGCCUUGGAGCUCCUUGCCCCUUGGGAGUUCCGGGCCUUCCGGUCGCUUGGCGUCCUCCGUCGCGCCUCGUCUUCCGGGCUUGGUGCUCCUGUGUCUCUUGGCGAUGCGACCUCCGGCAGAUGGUCUCUGUUGGGGAUUGCUGCAGCCUUGAUCUCCUUCCGCAUGUCCUGUAAGGUUGUUCUGCGGUUUGGCGCCCUCUGGAUUCCCGGGCGCCCCAGUCAACAGGGCCUUGUCCUCUUGCGGCGGCUGCUUCCUUCUGCCGUCUUCUUGGACUUCUGGUCCCCUGCUGGUCCUGUUUUCCUGGCUGCGAGCUCUGCUUCCUUGGCCUCGUCUGCUCGCGCCAUCAUUGCCGGUUCUUCUCCUGCGGCCCCGCCCCCGCUUUCCUUGCGGGCUUUCUGGGCCUAUCCGGCUGCCUGA
Messenger RNA from Symbiodinium sp. CCMP2592, 16920 nucleotides. The record is from the annotation of a GenBank genome assembly. Lineage: Eukaryota; Dinophyceae; Suessiales; Symbiodiniaceae.